CUGCGAGGACGCUGCCCCGGGUGCGGAGUGGGCAGUCCCUCUGGGGCACACGCGCGCCUAGUUGCUCCCCGCAGCCUGGGAGCCCCGGAAAGCCGCGCCAGGAGGCACCAAUGCCCCAGAACGUAGUCCUCCCGGGCCCUGCGCCCUGGGGCUUCAGACUCUCUGGGGGCAUAGACUUCAACCAGCCCUUGAUCAUCACCAGGAUCACUCCAGGAAGCAAGGCGGCAGCUGCCAACCUGUGUCCUGGUGAUGUCAUCCUGGCUAUUGAUGGCUUCGGGACAGAGUCCAUGACUCAUGCGGAUGCACAGGACAGGAUUAAAGCAGCGGCACAUCAGCUGUGUCUCAAAAUUGACAGAGCAGACACUCGCUUAUGGUCCCCACAGGUCUCUGAAGAUGGCAAAGCUCAUCCUUUCAAAAUCAACUUAGAAUCAGAACCACAGGAUGUGAACUACUUUGAACACAAGCACAAUAUUCGGCCCAAACCUUUCAUAAUCCCAGGCCGAAGCAGUGGAUGCAGCACGCCCUCCGGUAUUGAUGGCGGCAGUGGACGUAGCACCCCCUCUUCUGUCAGUACUAUUAGUACCAUUUGCCCAGGUGACUUGAAAGUUGCUGCUAAGAUGGCCCCUAACAUUCCUUUGGAAAUGGAACUUCCGGGUGUGAAGAUUGUCCAUGCUCAAUUUAAUACACCUAUGCAGUUGUACUCAGAUGACAAUAUUAUGGAAACCCUGCAGGGGCAGGUUUCCACAGCUCUAGGGGAAGCUCCCUCCAUGAGUGAAUCCACGGCCUCGGUGCCCCCUCACUCGGAUGUGUACCGAAUGCUCCAUGACAAUCAGGAUGAACCAACACGGCCUCGCCAGUCCGGCUCUUUCCGAGUGCUACAGGAGUUAGUGAACGAUGGCCCUGAUGACCGUCCCGCUGGAACCCGGAGUGUGAGAGCUCCGGUUACGAAAGUCCACGGUGCUGCUGGCGGCGGACAGAAGAUGCCUUUCUGUGACAAGUGUGGAAAUGGCAUUGUCGGUGCAGUGGUGAAGGCGCGGGAUAAGUACCGGCACCCCGAGUGCUUCGUCUGUGCCGACUGCAACCUCAACCUCAAACAAAAAGGCUACUUCUUCGUGGAGGGGGAGCUGUACUGCGAAACUCAUGCGAGAGCGCGCACGAGGCCUCCCGAGGGCUAUGAGGCCGUCACUCUGUACCCCAAAGUUUAAACAUACGCAGGCAGUGCACGCACGCACGCACGCCAAGCAGCCACACGCACGUACGCAGGAAGGCAUGAAUGGCCUUGGGCAAAACGCAUCCCGAACCUCAACUCCAAAACUGAAGCCAAGGCUUUUAGACACGUCUGUCUUUCUGUGAAUAGGGGGCAGGGGAGGGAGUGAACGGGAGGCCGAAUGCCUGCUAUAACACAAAAGCCUACGUUUAGCUAUGUCGUACAACUCUUUUUAUCUUUCUGGCUAGCAAGAAUGACAUUUAAAGCAAUAAAAAUUUUUGUAUGUCAUACUCCACAAUUUACAUUUAUACUAUAACCAUCAACUACAUAAACUUACAGGGUUUUAAGGGAGUUUGAUUCUCUUUCCUUGACAAGCUGAUUUGAGCAGUUAUAGUAAUUAACACAUAACAAUCUUGUAUUCUAAGAUAAUCUGCAGCUGUCUGUCUUUGUUUUAACUAACAGAGUGCAUGUCAGUGAGGGCUCCCUGGGUUUCUUCAGUUUUUUCAAUUAUACCACUGA
Messenger RNA from Ochotona princeps (American pika), 1726 nucleotides. It is a transcript of the gene PDLIM3, whose product is annotated as PDZ and LIM domain 3. Gene Ontology annotation, molecular function: muscle alpha-actinin binding; actin binding. NCBI's taxonomy places the organism in Eukaryota, Metazoa, Chordata, Mammalia, Lagomorpha, Ochotonidae. Gene Ontology annotation, cellular component: filamentous actin; Z disc; adherens junction. The transcript has 8 exons. The record is from RefSeq and is a predicted model, not a curated record. Gene Ontology annotation, biological process: actin cytoskeleton organization; heart development; muscle structure development. The coding region runs from base 111 to 1205 and encodes 364 amino acids.